Messenger RNA from Cryptotermes secundus, 1479 nucleotides. RefSeq names its product sodium channel protein Nach. Gene Ontology annotation, biological process: sodium ion transmembrane transport. The record is from RefSeq and is a predicted model, not a curated record. Gene Ontology annotation, molecular function: ligand-gated sodium channel activity. The transcript has 9 exons. Bases 1 to 1479 code for a protein of 492 amino acids. NCBI's taxonomy places the organism in Eukaryota, Metazoa, Arthropoda, Insecta, Blattodea, Kalotermitidae. Gene Ontology annotation, cellular component: membrane.
AUGUUUAUAAUUGAAGAUGCACUAGAAGAUUUCUUCUCGAACAGUUCAUUCCAUGGUCUGCGGUUCAUCGCCAAGAGAACUGGUAACCACUGGACUGAAAGGUUGUUCUGGGCCGUGUGCUGCACACUCUCUUGUUACGGAUCCAUUCUUCUCAUCCUCUCAGCGCACGAUACCUUCCAGAACAACCGACUGAGCUUCGUGGUUUCCACUACGUAUCUGGAUUGGUCCACCAGUUUCCCCUCUGUUUCCGUCUGUGAGACCGAAAAUAACAACAAGUCAAAGCUUCAGGCCAUUGAGUAUUUUAAAGAGAAUUACGACGCCAAUAAAAUGGCCGUAAUGCACGAUAUCGCCUUCUUUCAAGACACAACACCAUAUUUGAUCAAGACCUGCCAGCAAAAUUCUCGCAAGAAGGUCUUUAACUGCUCCGGUAUCGACAUAGUGUCUUUGGCUCGGACGAUAAGAAGUUCUUGCGAGGAAACUUUUGACCGCUGUCUUUGGAACGGAGAAGAUUUUGACUGUUGCAGUCACUUCUUGCAACUGGAAACGGAACUGGGGAUUUGCUAUUCAAUCAACAAUGUGCAAACAAUAAACAGCUCGCAGCCGGGAAAGACUAUGAAUUUCAAGUCUGACAGAAACACUGGACCUGGUUCUCUACUGCUCCACUUCAGGACGACAACUAAUGUAUUCAUGCACUCGAGGUCAGAUGUCCCGAACUUGAAUGCGAAGGAAACGGACGUAGUGGUUGUGCAGUCGCGUCCCAGAUCUCAACACGAAGUGUAUCUGUCUGUCCACGAGACUGAGAAUGUGGAUGGAGUGGGGGGGAUGGAAGCGAAGAAGCGGAAGUGUCUUUUCCCAUGGGAAGGAUAUCCCGGUUACUACUCCCACUAUUCCUACUCUGCCUGUAUAGUGGAAUGUCGAAGGAGGGCUGAGAUGGAUCUGUGCAACUGUACACGUCACCUCUUACCCUACACAGGUGAGACAGGCAAGAUUUGUGACAUUAAUAAUAUCUUUUGUAUAAAAAGAAAUGAAUAUUUUUUGUUAUCCCUGAAGGCACAUUGGGUCACGAAGAAGGAUGCCCUGAACUGUCCCUGCCUUUCAGGUUGUGAGGACAUUCAAAUCGAUACAAUCCUAAGAAGAGACCAAGAAAUCGUAAACGGGGAAAACGCAGCAGAAUCCUCAGUUGAGCUCAAACUUCUUUACCUACCUUCGGAGAAAUACAAACGCAGCGUAGUUCGCAAUAAACUGGAUCUCGUGGUGUCAAUGGGAAGCGCUGUCGCUCUGUUCUUUGGGGCCAGUCUGCUCAGUUUUGUGGAGAUCAUUUACUACUUCAGUCUGAGGUUAUGUCGACCGCAGCGCGUCCAGGAGGCAUCCUGUGCUACUGCAGUGCGCACGCAUCGACGGAUCAGAGCGCCAAUGAUAUUACGUCAUACCCACCUUGCUCAUGAUCCUGGUCAAAAGCGUUUCCGUACUUUUAUGUAA